AGCUGAUUUUUGUGUUUAAAGACACAUCAGUUCAUUUUUUUUAAAUAACUAUUGCAAAAAACUCUAAAUCUAAAUGUCGGCAUUAAAAUAUAGAAAUUGCAGUUUAGUUUUACUCUUCACGCUAUAUGUUUUAAUAGCUAGCAAUGUGUUGUGCCAUGAAGCCAAGGAUUUUGAUGAUUCAGUACUUUAUAAAAUCGAUUUUGAAAUGCCGGAUUUUGACAAGGAUCCUGACUUGAAAAAUCAUCUCCGUACAUUCUACACACAUGAUCAUGAGAAAUAUGACUGCGUUAUACCAGUUGUUCAAGACACCAAAGAGGAGCAAACUUCCACUGAACCUGAACUUUCGCCAAUAACUCUGCUGCAGCCUUUGUUCUCGACAUCGAGUUGUUCAUACAGGAUUGAAGCUUAUUGGUCGUAUGAAAUUUGCCAUGGUCAACACGUACGCCAAUCGCACGAAGAAAGAGAAGGAAAAAAUGUAAAACUACAAGAAUAUUACUUAGGCAAAUGGUCAGACGCAAAGACCGAAGAAUUAACAAAGACUUGGGAAAGUGACCGCAAAGCAGGUGUGAAAUAUAAGACGACGAAAAUUGAAAAUACUAGAUACCCAUAUUUUGAAAUAGCAAUGUCCGAUGGUACUAUGUGCGAUAUUAUUGACUCGCCCCGCACAACUCAUGUACGUUAUGUUUGCUAUCCGCAUGGCAAGAACGAAAUAUAUUCAUUUAAAGAAACAUCUUCUUGUAAUUAUGAGGCUAUUAUUCUGACAUCAGUGCUUUGUAUGAUCCCCGCUUUUCAUCCAGAAGAAUCAAAGGAGGUUCCCAUUAAAUGUUUCAAUUCGCCCACUGAGAUACAUAAACCGCUUAGUAUGCUACGUCAAGAGCUUAGUGAAAUGCAAUUAGCCGAUGAUGAAUUACCCGUAUCGAAAGAUGCUAGUACUGCGGCUAUGGCUUUGGCUCGUUCUGCAGCAGCUACAGAGCGAUUGUCUUUCUUUAAUAAAAUCGGCACGGAUGUGGAUAAACUUGUACUUGAAUUGAUGAUUGGCGCGGGUGUUGACGUGCCUGCCGCACCAGCUGUUAAUAAUGAAGUUAUGCCACAUGUACCAAAAGCACCUAUCACAGAUUUAACGGCAGUCAAAGAAUUUAUUUCGGGUAAAAAUUGUUUAACUGGCGGCACUGGUUGGUGGAAGUAUGAGUUCUGUUAUGGUCGACAUGUGCGUCAAUUUCAUAAGGACAAAAAAUCUGAAUCAGAACUCUUCCUGGGGUACUUUUCGGAGAACUCACAUCGGCAAUGGCUGGCCAAAAAUCUUGAUAAAAUGCCCAAGCAAGGAGGCUAUUCCUCAGCACUUUGGCAUCAUUAUGAUCGAGGGACACACUGCGAUCGCACCGGAUCUCCACGUGAAGUAGAUGUCAAAUUAAUGUGCACGCCUAUCAGUAGUAGUUCGAGCGCGGUUUCCAUUUACCUAUUAGAGCCAAAAACAUGCCAAUAUAUUUUGGUGGUGGAGUCACCAAUCGUUUGCGAUCUGCUAGAGUUUGCUGACGAAUAUGGUUUGGUGCAUGAAGAAACUCUUCAGCGUGUAUUGCAGAAAAAUGCAUUAGGAAAUGAAGAAAAGCCACCAACUGAAGAGUCAGUUAAAGAAGUAAGAAAUGUUGGGAAUAAUGCUUUAAAUGAUGCACGACCACCACAGGAUGUACGUGCUUGAAUUGUGCUAAAAUUGCUAAGUUGCAAAAUUUAUAUGUAAUAACUAUCCAAAUGGUAUUGGUAUGUACGUGAGUGAUAUGUAAAAUUUAUUUUCACGACUAUGGCUAAUAAAUUAACUGAAUUUUUUAGUGAUUACA
Rhagoletis pomonella (apple maggot) is the source of this 1832-nucleotide messenger RNA. Its product is annotated as endoplasmic reticulum lectin 1. Lineage: Eukaryota; Metazoa; Arthropoda; Insecta; Diptera; Tephritidae. The transcript is spliced from 5 exons. Bases 74 to 1696 code for a protein of 540 amino acids. The record is from RefSeq and is a predicted model, not a curated record. Gene Ontology annotation, biological process: endoplasmic reticulum unfolded protein response; retrograde protein transport, ER to cytosol. Gene Ontology annotation, cellular component: endoplasmic reticulum lumen.